AUGGUUCAAAAAACUGGGAAAAACUCUGAGCCUUGCACUCCAGAUACUCCCUCUGCCACUGCUUCACCAUCAUCUUCUGAAGAUCCUGCAACGCUCACAGCUCCUCCCUCACCAUCUCCUCCAUAUGGUUGUGAAGUCUCCAUAUUUUCAUCACCACAGCCCACCUCCGCCAUGGCCCUGAAUCUUGAACCAUCACAAGUAUCAGCUUCUGGCUCACUGAACCCGUCUUCUACUUCCAUUUCCUCCCUACAUUCUGGUCUUCCUUCCACUGUGGCACCAACUGCCUCUGCUUCAGCUACACAACCUCGCAUUUACUCACCUACAAAUAUUGCUGGUUCACCUAGCCACGGCCCACACCUUAUUGACUGGCUUCCAUACCUUGCUUCAGUGAUGACCACCACAAAGAGAGGAAAGGAAGAAGAACAAACAUCCCUUGGAACUGGCCCACCUGAGCACAUGAAGAGGUGUGGAAGCACAUAUUUACCAGUACUCAGUGAAGGGGACAAUAUUCAUGCUGGGUUCAUCAAGCAGCAGCCUCCGGAGUCAGUUUGUUCACCACCCACAUUUCAGGACAUUCCCCCCCAUUCUGAACAGGUGCCUGCCACUCUAGGAGACAUCCUGGCAGAGCUGAAGACAAUGAACCACCACCUUUCCAUCAUAGCAAGGGCUCUUAGCCACCUUGCCUCAUCUUGCACAACUCAACAGGACUCCACAAAUGCUCAAGGCUUGUAAAAGAGGAAAUCUCCCUUCUACACUUUUAACUAGAACAACAGAAACAUUGGUAUGAGAGAGUUU
Molecule: messenger RNA, 795 nt
Organism: Python bivittatus (Burmese python)
Lineage: Eukaryota; Metazoa; Chordata; Lepidosauria; Squamata; Pythonidae
Source: RefSeq, a predicted model, not a curated record